Molecule: messenger RNA, 738 nt
Organism: Acromyrmex echinatior (Panamanian leafcutter ant)
Lineage: Eukaryota; Metazoa; Arthropoda; Insecta; Hymenoptera; Formicidae
Gene: Sbat
Product: LSMD1 domain-containing protein Sbat
Cellular component (GO): NatC complex
Molecular function (GO): RNA binding
Source: RefSeq, a predicted model, not a curated record
CUGUGUUUCCUUUCCUUCUUCUUCUUUAAUUAGUCUAAGGAUGUUUCCUUCCCGUUUAUACUGUUCUAUUCCAUCUUUUUCUUCUCCAUAAAGACUCACCCUAAUGACACCCUAAUUAUCGUAAUUUUGGCCCUACUGCGCAUUCUUCAAGUUGUCUCACCUGUCUUCCAUCAUUUUAGUAGAGAAAUCAAAAACAAAUUUGAACCGUACUUAGUCAUGAGUACUUAGUCAUGAGUUAGUCACAAAUCACCACAAAUCACGGUAUCGAAGUGCGAAGUGCGGUACAACAGUUGGUCUGAAAUUCAUUCUGUUAUUCGUGAAUGAGAAUAAAUAACGAGAGUGCAAUGAGUGCGAGUAUGAAGGAGGCAGUGCAUAAUUUGAGCAAUGUUGUGAACAACGAGCAUGUUCACGGGAAUGAAGAGACAGUCAUCUCUGAGGAGUCAUCAGCCAAGCAGAAGUUAAGGAGCUGGUUAAAUCGACAUCUACGUAUCGAAAUGACCGAUGGGAGGGUGUUGAGAGGAGCGUUCUUAUGUACGGAUCGUGAUGCCAAUGUUAUUUUGGGCUCGUGUACUGAAUAUUUGUCUACGGAGCACACGGAAGCGAGAGUCUUAGGCUUGGUGAUGGUGCCCGGUCGACAUAUUGUCUCGAUUCAUUUAGAUGUUUGAAGCAGCGCUGCUCUUACAAGUCUGUAAAUAUUCUCUUCCUACGUUUAUUUAUUAUAUUGACAUGUGUACUGUG